AUGGGGAAAUGGCGUGAUGCUUUCGCGCUCUCGGCGUCUCAAGUCUCGGAAGCCGAGCCACCUGGCACGGCCAAGAUCCUAGCGCAGAGGCCGAGGGAUGAGUUGAGCGGCGACGCACUUGUCGUCAACCACGACGGCGAGAUCAUCAAGUUCCCUGCCCCGUCGGCCGAUCCUCGAGACCCCCUCAACUUUCCACAAUGGCACAAGAUGGCUGCUCUGUUCGUGGUCUCCGUCUAUGCCUUUGUGGGCAACUUCACCAGCUCCGUCAUCGCGCCCGGCUUUCAGAUCUGGAAUUUUACCUUUCCACACGAUCCCCGGUCGGUCUCACAACUGACCUACCUCAGUGCAGUCCAUGUACUCUUCCUCGGAGCCGGCAACAUCUGGUGGGUACCGUUGUCCAACUGGCUCGGGAGACGGCCUGUUUUGAUAGUUGCUACCCUCAUCAUGACGCUCUGCUCUGUGUGGUGUGCUCUGUCCCCCAACUACGACAGCCUUCUUGCGGCGCGCAUCUUCCAAGGUAUCGGGGGCGCGGCAUCUGACACGGUGGCUCCGGCCCUGGUUGGCGAUCUCUUCUUCAUCCAUCAGCGCGGAAAAGCCAUGGCCCUAUACACGAUCCUUCUUUGUGUCGGUCCCCUCGUCGGAGGAAUCGCUGGCGGCUACAUUGCCUUUAGACAUGGUUGGGCCUAUCUCUUUUGGGUCAGCACAGCCUUGUCCGCCUUUUGCUUUGUUGGUGCUCUUGUCUUUGUCCCGGAAACACUCUUUGUGCGGUACACCGUGCCAGAGUCAUCCUCCCGGAUUUCCUCCACUGCUAAGGGAGCCGAGGAGACCCAGAUGGAGCAACAACCCUCGGCCAUGACAUAUAAACCAUACAGCUUCGCCGCCACUCUCGGCUUCGGCAAGACCCAUGGGAGACUACUUCAACAUGUCAUGAAGCCUUGGAGGACACUCGCAUUGCCUGGUACAUGGGUUGUUAUGCUCCACUACGCUGGUUUGGUCGGGGGCAUUGUGACGAUUACCACCGUCGGCCCGCAGAUCCUAGCCAUGCCGCCUUACCUAUGGAAGGAGAAUGUGGGCUUGAUCAACCUUGGUGGAAUCAUUGGUGCCGCUCUGGGCUAUGCCUACACCUUUGUACUAUCCGACUGGCUUCUCAAGCGCCGUGCCAAGUCCGCCCGGAACGGGAUGGCGGAGGCCGAAGAUCGUCUACCGAGUCUGUUCUUCCCACUCGGGGUGGCCACCUCUGGGCUGCUCGUCUUUGGCUUCUGUGCGCAGUACCCCGGACCGGAUCGAUGGGUCGGCUUGGGGGCCGCUUUUGCAAUGGUGGCCUUUGGUCUGAUGCAGAUUCCCUCGGUGGGAUUCAAUUAUCUGAUCGACUCAUAUGGAGCCCUCGCUGCCGAUGCCUUCACCAUGGUCACAAUUCUGCGCGCUAUCAUCUCCUUUGCCUGGACCUUUUUUGCCGUCGAAUGGGUGCAGUCACGCGGGGCUGCCGAACCCUUUGGCAUCUUUGGGAUGCUCAUGGGGCUCUUCUCUUUGACUACUGUUCCACUCUGGGUUUACGGAAAGAGGAUGAGAAUUGCGACUGCCUCCAAGGUUGAGCGCUGGAACUGAUCAUGGGGUGACUUUGGGCGCUGUUUGAUGCUGCGUCAACGUGGUGC
Molecule: messenger RNA, 1652 nt
Organism: Emericellopsis atlantica
Lineage: Eukaryota; Fungi; Ascomycota; Sordariomycetes; Hypocreales; Bionectriaceae
Product: major facilitator superfamily domain-containing protein
Exons: 4
Coding region: 1-1605 (534 amino acids)
Biological process (GO): transmembrane transport
Molecular function (GO): transmembrane transporter activity
Source: RefSeq, a predicted model, not a curated record